This is a messenger RNA of Phragmites australis (common reed), 2426 nucleotides long. RefSeq names its product putative wall-associated receptor kinase-like 16. Bases 36 to 2264 code for a protein of 742 amino acids. Gene Ontology annotation, biological process: protein phosphorylation; cell surface receptor signaling pathway. The transcript has 3 exons. Gene Ontology annotation, molecular function: polysaccharide binding; calcium ion binding; ATP binding. Gene Ontology annotation, cellular component: plasma membrane. The record is from RefSeq and is a predicted model, not a curated record. NCBI's taxonomy places the organism in Eukaryota, Viridiplantae, Streptophyta, Magnoliopsida, Poales, Poaceae.
UGCAGCUAGGGCAGUGUCGACCUCCAGGCUCCACGAUGCUAGUCCCUGUAGCGGUAGUAGUCGUAGGAUUUGUAGUGCAGCUGGCGACGUCUGCAGCCAUAGGGUUGCCGAACUGCACCACCACCUGCGGGAACGUGAGCGUGCCGUACCCGUUUGGGCUGAGCCCCGGGUGCUACUUGCCAGGGUUCAACCUCACCUGCGACCACUCCCAGGAACCCCCGCGCCUGCUCGUCGGCGACGGGGACCUCCGCGUCACCCAGAUCUCCCUCCUCAACUCGACCGUGACCGUCAUUGGCACGGGGAUAAACAUGACCAUGGACGCGGGUUCUUCGGUCGGGCGAGGCGUAUGGGGAGGCCUCCGCGACGGCGGGCCCUUGGUCGUGUCGGGGGACCGCAACGAGCUCAUUGUCACGGGGUGCAACGUGCUCGCGGAGCUGGUAAUCCGGGGAGGCAAAGCAGGCAACGAUACAAUCACGGGCUGCGCCUCCUUCUGCCCCAGGGAUGAAAAGGGACGUCUCAUUCUUUCUCUGGACGCCAAUAGUACAAGAUGCUCCGGCAUCGGCUGCUGCCAGAUGCCCGUCAACUGGGGCCGCACGUCCUACGACGUGUUUCUCCGGCAGUUCGAUCAGUACUCCAGCGCAUGGCAGCCGCUUGUAUUUAUCGCGGAUCUAGGGUGGUUCGCUACGGUCCAGAGGGAAGACCUAUUGUUUCAAACUGCCAGCGAUGGCUCAACCAAGGCUGAGAACAUGACGGUUCCGGUGGUACUGGACUGGGUGAUCGAAUCAUCCAGCGCUGAUGCGCCUGGCUCGAUAUGCAGCGCCUGCAAGAGCGGGUACUGCAAAAUCUCUGAACCAGGGCCGUUCAACGCGACACGGGCAAACCGCGUCGGCCCCUACGUGUGCCGGUGUUCGAAUGGCUAUGAAGGGAACCCUUACCUGGCGGAUGGAUGCACAGAUAUCGACGAGUGUGGUCUUCAAGAUACAAAUUGCUAUGGCGAGUGCACGAAUCUACCGGGAACGUUUUCUUGUCUCUGUCCACGUGGGACCCGCGGAGACCCACACAUAAGAGGUGGUUGUUCCAAAUCUUCUAAAGGUUUAAGCAUUGGUCUCGGCAUCAGCAGCGGUGCAAGUCUUAUAUCUAUUGUUCUUGGUGCCUCAUUUCUAUCACGUAAGCUGAAGAAACGAAGAGUGAAAAAGCAGAGGCAAAAAAACUUCAAGAAAAACCGUGGUCAGUUGUGGGAACAAUUAGUGUCUCAACGGGCUGAUAUACCUGAAAGGAUGAUUAUCACAUUGGAAGAGUUGGAAAAGGCCACAAACAACUUCGACAAAUCCCGUGAGCUAGGCGGGGGAGGUCACGGCAUAGUAUAUAAAGGAAUUUUAUCAGACCAGAAUGUCGUGGCCAUAAAGAAAUCAAAGAUUGUGAUACAACAGGAAAUUGAUGAGUUCAUAAAUGAGGUAGCAACCUUGUCACAAAUCAACCAUAAAAAUAUAGUUAAACUCUUUGGAUGCUGCCUUGAAACAGAAGUACCACUACUAGUUUAUGAGUUCAUAUCAAAUGGAACACUUUAUGAGCAUCUUCAUGUUGAAGGACCAAUAUCAUUGUCUUGGGAGAACAGGCUUAGAAUUGCAACAGGAACCGCGAGAGCUGUGGCAUAUCUCCACUCAGCUACAUUUGUUCCAAUAAUACAUAGAGAUAUUAAGCCCUCUAACAUACUUCUUGAUGAUUCCUUAACUUCAAAGGUGUCAGACUUUGGAGCAUCUAGGUAUGUUCCAACUAAUGAAACGGGUGUGAACACAGUCGUGCAAGGAACUAUUGGAUACUUAGACCCUAUGUACUUCUGCACUGGAAGACUCACGGAGAAGAGCGAUGUUUAUAGCAUCGGUGUCAUUCUUGUAGAGUUACUGACAAGAAAGAAACCCACUGCUUAUAAGUCUAAUGAAGGUGAUAAUCUUUUAGUACAUUUUGUUGCUUUACUUGAGGAAGGCAACCUAGUCGAGAUACUAGACACACAAGUUGUUGAAGAGGGAGACCAAGAAAUCAUCAACAGUGUUGCCAAUCUAGCAGCCAGAUGCAUACAAUUUAAAGGAGAAGACCGGCCCACAAUGAGGCAAGUGGAGAUGAAACUCGAAGGCCUAAUUCAAGCGUCAAGAGAGAUAGUACCACAAAAUAAUACUGUUGGAAAGGGAUCUGAAGAAAAUUACACUGCCGUUAUUGAUAUAUUAAUGGAAACACGAGGCUGGGAAGGAACAAGCGUGUAUCAUUAGUUUGGAAGAAGAGUACAUGCUGUCCAAAUGAUAUUUUUAGGUGUCAUGUUAUGCACUAUAGUUCCGUGUAUUCAAUAACUAAAGCAAAAGAAGUGCUUUUCCCACCUCUGUUAUUGCCAGUUUUGUGUAUCUAAGAAUUAAGUAACAUUCGAGCUCCCUAAA